Haliotis rufescens (red abalone) is the source of this 1104-nucleotide messenger RNA. RefSeq lists its product as uncharacterized. The transcript is spliced from 6 exons. Bases 43 to 501 code for a protein of 152 amino acids. The record is from RefSeq and is a predicted model, not a curated record. NCBI's taxonomy places the organism in Eukaryota, Metazoa, Mollusca, Gastropoda, Lepetellida, Haliotidae.
GUCAGCUCGAUGUUCAGUUAACACACAAUCAAUACUUAUGUCAUGCAAUACUCAUUUUAUACUGCAGGCCCCUUAAACCCACAACCACUCAAUGUCGAAUGUUACACGCUAGCUGUGAUAGCAGGAAGCACAAUAGGAACCCUCCUUCUUACCCUGCUGAUUGAAGGACUAGUUCUGACUGUCCUCUAUAGGAAGGGGUUCAGGUUUGGAAACAUCUUGAAAGGAACUGCUUCACAAACAAGCACCAGAAAUCCAGAAAUUGAAGAAAUGGAAAACAAAGGAUAUUCAUCCUUGGAUCACAUCAGUGGUCCGGCUCAGAACUCAGGCGUGGAUAAAGAAGGAUCGGAAAAACAACAUUACACACAGUUGAAGAUAUACCAGAAUACAAACGUCGAGGCCAAAGCAGAGACAAGUACCUACGAAGAUGUGACAGAGCCGCCUCCUGUGUCUUACGAGUCCAUCAACGCAUCUCCAUAUCAGAACACCCGUGCUCAACAUUAGGGUAGCUACUAUCUAAAAUAGCUAUGCCCUUGAAAACAAAAUAUGCUGGGAAUACACAAAGAAGCAUGAAAAGUGAUGACAUCAAAGGGCAGUUAAACAUAUCUCGUGAACAGAUAAAUGUCUUCACCUUUAGUUUACUUUUAAUGUUAACACAUGACUGUUACCUUGGAGAAUAUACAUAUGUUAUUUUAUGUUAUCAUAUCUGCUUGUCAGAACCUUGAUCAAAUACUGUGAAGGGUAAUACACUUCUCAGCCGAGGCAUACAUCUCUUAUACACCGCCACAAGCACUACAGGCUGCACGUGCAUUUCUGAGAGACAGAAUAAAUACCUAAAACACUGCUUCAAAGCAAAAAUGGCACGCUUUUUCCGAGCUACAACUUUUAGUAACUAUGUAAACAUAUAGCAUAACACAUUGUUAUGUGUCACAACACUUUUCAUUGGAAUAUACGCGUUUUGGUAACUUUCUGGUACUGUUGUUAAUAUAUUAAAUUACUGUCUCAUUUAUAAGUUUGUGUACAAAUAGUGGAUAUCUUAUAAUGCCGGUUUAUUUAUUAAAGCAAAAUUAUAUUGUGUAAACUGGUGAAUGACUCAUCGUUCGCAUA